CCGCUGCCAGUCGUCCAUACGUUUGUCUGCGCUAUAUUCAAAAUGGCCGAAAAAGGAGCUCCCCUCGCGGCCGUCAAGGUCGAGGCCCUGGUGGCCAUGAAAAUCAUCAAGCACGGCUCCCAGUCGUUCCCGACCACCGCAACCGGUUCGAUCGUUGGUAUGGAUGUUGAUGGUACCCUGGAGAUCACCAACUGCUUCCCGUUCCCCGUGGUCGAUUUGCCCCCCGAGUCGCACUUUGACAACGCUGCGCCCAAUCCAGCCGCUGCUGCCCCCCGUGCGAAGGCAAACGUGGCCUACCAGGCGGAAAUGAUCCGGAUGCUCCGCGAGGUUAAUGUCGAUGCGAACAAUGUCGGUUGGUACACCAGUGCGAACAUGGGCAACUUUGUCAACAUGAACGUGAUCGAGAACCAGUUCUUUUACCAGAAGGAGAUGAACGAGCGGACAGUCGCUCUUGUUCACGAUGUCAGCCGUAGCGCCCAGGGUACCCUGAGCCUUAGAGCGUUCCGUCUGUCGCCCAAGUUUAUGACUGCGUUCAAGGAGAACAAGUUUACGACCGAAGAGUUGCAAAAGUCCAACUUGAGGUACCAGGACAUCUUCAUUGAACUGCCUGUCGAAAUCCACAACUCCCACUUGAUCACCUCUUUCAUCCACCAACUCCAGACCCCCAACUCAGGCCCUACGGACCUCCCCCCAUCUUUGGCCGCCUUGGAAUCCAGCUCUUACGCCAAGUCCUCCGUUCUUACCCCUAACUUUGAUAACCUGUCGCUCAAUGUCGACCCCUUCCUCGAGAAGAACUGCGAGCUUCUCUUUGACAGCAUCGAGACUCACCAUACCGAGACCAACAACUUCCAAUACUACCAGCGUGCGCUCGCUCGUGAACAGACUAAGAUCAACAACUGGCAGCAAAAGCGCAAGACCGAGAACGCCACCCGUGCAACUCUCAAGCAGCCCCUCCUUCCCGAGGACGAAUGGCAACGGUUGUUCAAGCUGCCCCAGGAGCCUAGCCGCCUGGAGAGCAUGCUCAACAGCCGACAAGUGGAACAGUACGCGCGUCAGGUUGACGGCUUCGUUUCGGCCACGACAGGCAAGAUGUUUGCCGUCAAGGGUAACCUUUUGCCCGGAGAGACCACCAAAUAAGUUCAGGAAGAGAGGGAGGAGGUGGCUGUCUCAUGGUAUGAUCUGUGUCUCAUAACUAGGGGAUUUUGGAUUUGCAUAUAUGAAUAUGACCUUUACGGCGUAGGGAGGGGAAAACUUUUCUUUUUUUACUUUUCAUUUUGUAUCUGAUUGAUCUUACGAGUUUCUUUGUUUGCGCUAUUCCGGUAACGAAUAGAGUUACGGGAUAUGACCUGCAUUAUGUCUCUAUGCUUUCUUUCUUUUCCCUCCCAAGCUGACAUUGCUGUAGAGCUGACCCUGUAUUGAAUAGGGCAUGGGCCACACGUGAUGGCGGUGGUAAUGAACAUGGCGAUGACCUCACUAUUCCAUCGUCCGAUUAGAUAAGAUACCAGUCUGAGUUGCUUUCAUUCAGGCUCUUGUUAUUAGUUAGAAUUCAUAUUUUUGUUUGAUCCUCAUUAGUAUCUAACUGCCAUAAUGUAUAAUACCAACACCGACAUCUGGAUUGUACGCCAG
Molecule: messenger RNA, 1626 nt
Organism: Aspergillus ruber CBS 135680
Lineage: Eukaryota; Fungi; Ascomycota; Eurotiomycetes; Eurotiales; Aspergillaceae
Product: putative eukaryotic translation initiation factor 3 subunit EifCh
Exons: 4
Coding region: 43-1137 (364 amino acids)
Cellular component (GO): cytoplasm; eukaryotic 43S preinitiation complex; cytosol
Molecular function (GO): protein binding; translation initiation factor activity; metallopeptidase activity
Source: RefSeq, a predicted model, not a curated record